AGAAAUUUUGAGCCCGACUGCCACUGCCACUGCCACUGCCGCUGCCACGAGCGGGCAAUCCUUCAUCCCGUCCAUUCAAGACGGUUUUGGUUUCGUAGCCUGAGGUACGCCUGAGGUCCUGACCAACGUUGCAAUAACGGCAAGAGUCCAAACCUCAAUCAACUCUUUCCCUCACUUCCUACCGGCAAAUCCUGGGCACAAUGGGUCCAGGUCGGCGCAUGAAAAAGCAGGGCCCUCCCGCAACCCUAGAGGAACUCGGCAUCAACCUGAAGCGAAAGUCGAACCUCGACGGCCCCAAGGAACCUGCGAAGAAACGACGGAGGUCGGAUGAACAUGGCCCCAAGAAGCUGGUGAAACUCGAUCGUGCCAUCCGCAGCGAGCAGCCGCCGAAGAACGAGGCCAAGGCGGGCAAAAAAGAGAAGAAAAAGCAGAGACUAGUGAACAAAGAUGCCCAAAUCACGGUACCCCCAGCUAUGCCCAUUUUACAGACAGAGGAGCAGGGUGACGAUGAGGAGGAAAUCGAUGAGGACGACGACGCCGUUGACAUGCCGUUGGACGAAAUUUCCUCGUCGGACAUGGAGGAUGAUGAAAUCGACCAAGCUGACUUGGACCAAGAGGACGUUUCAGAUGACUCUGUAUUUGACUCCGACCCUGAUGAACAGCCUAGACGCAUGUUCUCCGAAGAUGAGGAUGACUCGGACGCGGAAGCCCAGUUGACCGCAGCCAAUAUUGAAGGACUGUCUCGAAAGCUCGAUCAACAACAAGCCCAAGUGGAGGCCGAGGCGCAGCAAGAGUUGGAGGAUGCGGCUUUGCAGACAAACAUUGCCAAAGAUGAAGGGGUAUUAGAUUCCGUGGCCGGCCCCGGACAAGUGGGACAUGGUCUGGCGCCAGAUCUAGCGAUGAUACGGAAUCGCAUGACAGAAACCAUUCGCAUCCUGGGCAACUUCUCCCAGUUGGCAGACAAAACAAAAUCACGGACCGAAUACAUUGAUCAAUUGCUGUCAGAUAUCUGCGUCUACUACGGCUACACCCCAUACCUCGCGGAGAAACUGUUUUCGCUCUUCACGCCAGCAGAGGCCUUCGCCUUCUUCGAGGCCAACGAGACGCCUCGACCGGUGGUUUUGCGAACCAACACUCUACGGACCAACCGUCGAACCCUGGCCCAGGCCUUGAUUAACCGCGGUGUUGUCCUAGAACCAGUAGGCAAGUGGUCCAAGGUCGGUCUCCAGGUCUUUGAAGCACCUGUGCCCCUGGGUGCCACGCCGGAGUAUCUCGCCGGCCACUACAUCCUACAAGCGGCAUCAUCUUUCCUACCCGUCAUGGCGCUGGCGCCGCAACCGAACGAGAGGAUUCUCGACAUGGCCGCUGCUCCCGGCGGGAAAACCACGUACAUUUCAGCUCUGAUGCGCAAUACAGGCGUCGUCUUCGCCAAUGAUGCCAACAAGCAGCGAGCAAAGGGUCUAAUCGGCAACAUUCACCGUCUGGGAUGCAAGAACACCAUUGUCUGCAACUACGACGCGCAAAAGGCGUUCCCGAAGGUUCUGGGUGGCUUUGACCGAGUCCUGCUUGACGCCCCUUGUUCGGGCACGGGUGUCAUCGGCAAAGAUCCCAGCGUCAAGACAUCCAAGAAUGAACGGGAUUUCUUGGCCCUGCCGCACAUGCAGAAACAGCUGCUCUUGGCUGCCAUUGAUUCCACGGACCACAGCAGCAAGACGGGCGGCUAUAUUGUCUACUCGACCUGUUCGGUGACGGUUGAGGAGAACGAGGCCGUCGUCCAAUAUGUGCUCAGGAAGCGGCCAAACGUCAAGAUUGUCGAUACCGGUCUCGGCAAUUUCGGCUCCGAGGGCUUCAAAAGUUACAUGAACAAGAAGUUUGAUGACAAAAUGUCCCUGACCAGACGGUAUUUCCCGCAUCGCGAAAACGUCGACGGUUUUUUCGUCGCCAAGUUGAAGAAGAUCGGGCCCAUGCCCAAGAACGUUGGGUCGGCGAACGGUGGCGAUGCCGCUGACGCCGAGCCGAAAACCGCGCGUAUAAAUGGAGACGCUAAGGCGGGGGCUAAUGGUGUGGAAGAUGGAGAGAAGGAAGCUGAUGAUUUCGGAGGGUUCAAUGACGAAGAGGACAAGGAGAUUAUUGAGCGUUCAGAGAAGAAAUGGUUGAAGGCUCGAGGCCUGGAUCCUAGAGUCGCCGAUCGUAAGAAAGCGGUGGCUGUCAAUGGUCCAAAAGAAGAGAAGAGCCAGAAAAAUGGAGUGGACCCAAAACAAAAGGAAAAAUCGACUGCCAGUGGAGGAGACAAGAAGAAACAUAAGAAGAAGGAGAAGAUGGCGACCGGCAGCAAAUCGAAAGAUUCAAAGUAAGAGGUUGCCGACCGUCUAUGCCUCAACCGGCUCAAGGCACUGACAGGCCGGGAAAGAGUACUAUCUCAUAGUUGGAGUAAUAAUGAGAACAUUAUAUUCCACUGCACAUGGGUAACAAGUCAUGCUGUUUCUAGUCUUUACUGCGAUGGUUAUGCCGUCGGUCGCUUGCCGCCG
Molecule: messenger RNA, 2528 nt
Organism: Exophiala dermatitidis NIH/UT8656
Lineage: Eukaryota; Fungi; Ascomycota; Eurotiomycetes; Chaetothyriales; Herpotrichiellaceae
Product: ribosomal RNA small subunit methyltransferase F
Exons: 1
Coding region: 201-2354 (717 amino acids)
Biological process (GO): rRNA base methylation; maturation of LSU-rRNA
Cellular component (GO): nucleolus
Molecular function (GO): RNA binding; rRNA (cytosine-C5-)-methyltransferase activity
Source: RefSeq, a predicted model, not a curated record